AUGGAGCCCCCGCCCGGCAACUGGAGCGAGGUGGAGACAUAUCAUCUUCUGAGGCGCCCUUUGCCGGUGACUCCGGCUCCCGUUGCUAUGAAGAUGGAGGCGGAUGGGCAGCUGGUAAAACGCCUGCGGAGGUGGGACCACCAGCGGGAGGCUGCUGGAGCUCCGGCGGCCGGCAAGCAUCUCUUGCCGGCGCCGCUUCCGGCACCGGCGGCCUCGGCUACGUCCAACCCGAAGCAGGCGACGGCUCUAUUCUCGGCCCCGAUGAUGAAGGAGAAGUUCGAAGGUGCCUGCGCGGGGCCCCCGGCAUCGCCAGCAGUUCCGGAGGCGAGCAGUGUGCUUCUUCCGGAGCCUCCCUCCGCUCCGAGGGCUCCUACGAAGGUGAUAGUGAUCCCGGCUCCGCCUGCGCCUCCUUCGGCGGAAGGAUCCCGGCGCCCCCGGAAACGCAAGCACAAGAAGAAGGCGGGGAAGGACGCCCGUUCGGAGGAGGCCAAGCUGGGCUUGCAGGAGUGGCCUCAGCCGCCGCCUCCGCCGGCCCGUAUCGACGGCAACCCCCUGGGGAAGGUGAUCGAGCUCAUGGACUCGCUCACGGCGAAGCUCACGGCCGAUGGCGAGGCCGAGGACAAGGCCUUCCGGGAGUACGUCGAGUGGUGCGACGACACCUCCAAGGGCCAGCAGAACGAGCUGAAGACCGCCACCGCCAAGAAG
Messenger RNA from Prorocentrum cordatum, 705 nucleotides. The record is from the annotation of a GenBank genome assembly. Lineage: Eukaryota; Dinophyceae; Prorocentrales; Prorocentraceae.